Molecule: messenger RNA, 1224 nt
Organism: Egretta garzetta (little egret)
Lineage: Eukaryota; Metazoa; Chordata; Aves; Pelecaniformes; Ardeidae
Product: protein CEPU-1
Exons: 8
Coding region: 1-1068 (355 amino acids)
Cellular component (GO): neuron projection
Source: RefSeq, a predicted model, not a curated record
AUGGGGGUCGGUGGGUGCUUAGCCCUGCCCUGGAGGUGCCUAGUCGUCCUCUGUCUCAGGCUGCUCUUCCUUGUGCCCGCAGGAGUGCCCGUGCGCAGCGGAGAUGCCACCUUCCCCAAAGCUAUGGACAACGUGACUGUGCGGCAAGGGGAGAGUGCCACGCUCAGCUGCUCUGUGGAUAACCGAAAAACCCUGGGGGCCGCGCUGGCCCGCAGCAGCAUCCUCUAUGCCGGCAAUGACAAGUGGUGCUUGGACCCUCGGGUGGUGCUCUUGGCCAACACCAAAACCCAGUACAGCAUCCAGAUCCAAGAUGUGGACGUGUACGAUGAGGGCCCCUACACCUGCUCCGUGCAGACAGACAAUCACCCCAAGACAUCGCGUGUCCAUCUCAUCGUGCAAGUGUCUCCAAAAAUCACCGAGAUCUCUUCUGACAUCUCCAUCAACGAGGGCGGCAAUGUCAGCCUCACCUGCAUAGCCACGGGCAGGCCAGAUCCAACAAUCACCUGGAGGCACAUCUCGCCCAAAGCCGUGGGCUUCAUCAGCGAGGAUGAGUACCUGGAGAUCACGGGCAUCACGCGGGAGCAGUCGGGCGAGUACGAGUGCAGCGCCUCCAACGACGUGGCAGCGCCCGUCGUCCAGCGGGUCAAGGUCACCGUCAACUACCCGCCGUACAUCUCGGACGCGAAGAGCACCGGGGUGCCAGUGGGGCAGAAGGGCGUCCUGCUGUGUGAAGCCUCCGCCGUCCCCUCCGCUGACUUCCAGUGGUACAAAGACGACAAGCGGCUGGCUGAAGGACAGAAAGGCCUGAAAGUGGAGAACAAAGCCUUCUUCUCCAGACUGACUUUCUUCAACGUCUCCGAGCAGGACUAUGGCAACUACACCUGCGUAGCCUCCAACCAGCUAGGAAACACCAACGCCAGCAUGAUCCUCUACGAAGAGACAACUACUGCUCUGACACCCUGGAAAGGCCCCGGUGCAGUGCACGACGGGAACAACGGCGCGUGGCGGCGAGGCGUCUGCGCGUGGCUGCUGGCCCUCCCGCUCGCCCAGCUCGCCCACCAGUUUUGACCCGAGAGCCGGCCUGUGGAGCAGCGGCGGCGACGACCACGGCCAGUGAGCGCAAGCAGAAAGGAGAGGAAGAAGAAGAAGAAGAAGAAGAAGAAGAAGAAGUGUUCACCGUUUCCGAAAAUAAUCAUAAGAAUUGAGAGAGUAUCCGGCCAGGCC